Molecule: messenger RNA, 1212 nt
Organism: Epinephelus lanceolatus (giant grouper)
Lineage: Eukaryota; Metazoa; Chordata; Actinopteri; Perciformes; Serranidae
Source: RefSeq, a predicted model, not a curated record
AUGGGGAGAAAUUUUGUUAAAAAGACAGAGAAGGGCCAGACUCCGGCAGAUGUGAUGAUGAUGGCAGUCAGGGAGGUGAAAUUAAAACAGACGACUAUCCGGAGCACUGCCAAGACGUUUGGGAUAAAUUAUAGAACACUGGCAAGAUAUUGCUCCAAGAUAGAUGAGCAAGAGAUCGCAGGGAGGGACGCCUGCUCAUCGAUGCCAGUGGGCUAUGUGAAGAACCGUAUGGUUCUGAUCCGCAAACUGGCGUACAACUUUGCAGUGCACAAUAAUAUUGCUGUCCGCACUAACUGGGCAGAAAAUGGUAUGGCAGGGCCAGACUGGUUCUCUGGGUUUCUGAAGAGACACCCGUCACUUUCAAUCAGGACCCCCGAGGCCACCAGCCUAGCACGUGCCAGUGCUUUUAAUAAGCACAACGUGGACCACUUCUUCGCUAACUUGGAGAAGGUUAUGGCAAGAUAUAAGUUUGAGCCACAGUCCAUUUGGAAUAUGGAUGAAACAGGCAUUACCACCAUCCAUAAGCCAAAUAAGGUGGUAGCCAGGAAAGGCUUCAAACAGGUGGGAUCUUUGACCUCUGCUGAGAGAGGAACCCUGGUAACUCUCUCCUGUGCCAUCUCUGCCACUGGGAAUAGCAUACCCCCAUUCUUCAUCUUUCCCAGGGUGAACUUCCGCAGUCACUUUUUACUGUCGGCCCCCACCGGAAGUGCAGGAUCAGCGAAUCCAAGUGGUUGGAUGAAGGAGGAGCAUUUUGCAGAAUAUCUGCAGCAUUUUGUGGCGCAUACAAGAUGCAGCAGGGAGAAGCCAUGCCUCCUGCUCCUUGACAAUCAUAGCUCCCACCUGUCUGUAGAGGGGCUGGAGUAUGCCAAGAACAAUGGAGUUGUGAUGUUGUCCUUCCCUCCACAUUGCUCCCAUCGCCUGCAGCCCCUGGAUGUGUCUGUCUACGGCCCAUUGAAGAGGCAAAUCAACUCUGCCUCCUCUGCCUGGAUGCUGAACAACCCUGGGAAAACCAUGACUAUCUAUGAUAUCCCCAAAAUUGUGGCUACAGCCUUCCCUCUCGCAUUUACUCUGAGCAACAUUCAGGCAGGUUUCCGGGCAACAGGAAUAUAUCCAUUUAACAGAGAGGUGUUCCCGGAGCCAGAAUUUGCACCAGCUACCACAACAGAGGGUGGGAUGGGGUGGGAUGGGGUGGGAUGGUCCAGGUUGUGUUGA